Chrysemys picta bellii (western painted turtle) is the source of this 2140-nucleotide messenger RNA. Lineage: Eukaryota; Metazoa; Chordata; Testudines; Emydidae. The record is from RefSeq and is a predicted model, not a curated record.
AAAGCUGUUGGCGCUGAUACCCUGCCCGUAACCAAUAUGGCGGCCACGGCCAACUAAGGCCGCUUUACUGUGCUCUGUUCUCAUUGGAUCCCUGUGAUCACAUGCGUAACACGAGCCGGCAGUCUGGACUGUGGCGAGCCUCAUGCAGAGCCCUGAUUGGCGGAGGGACCGUUCGGCGCGCGUGACAGAGAGCAAGUUCAGAGGAAAAGUUCUUCCUUAGGUAGAGCGACUGUCCGGCGCGGCUCCGCCAUUACUUGACCCGCCCCCUUCGGCUAUGAGUGGCAUCCACCAGAGCCGCUCAGCGCUGCGAUACUGACACCUGCAGCGCAUCGCCUGAGACAGGUCCGCAUGGGGAAGGCAGCAAAGGCAUGGCCCGCAAUUGGACCACAGCGACUACAUCCCGCAGUAAUUUCCUGACCUGAUUUGGAUGAAAGCGACAGAACAACUCUUAGUUCUUAGGAAGUUCACAUAACUUCUCCCCAUUUUUAUAGCAUAUAUUUAUGAUAAACCUUAAACAGCCUCAGAGGUUGGGCAGGCACAAUAAAGUACAGAACCGCCAAGCCUCUUUCCUGGGAAGAGAGAUGCCCCCUCACUCUUUGUAUUAAUAGUUUGGUAGUUUGAAAUAUUUCUUCUUUUGGUGAUGAAGGAUUUUGCUAUUUUUGUUUUAAUGAGAGUCUUAAAAGCACCCUUGUGACCUUUAUUCCAAAACAUUCACAGCUUGACAUCCCUUAAGACUUUUACUAUAAACUUCCUCACACAAACUUCACUUCCCACUAGAUCUCUCUUGGGGAGUGUUCCCAGUAUAUGCAUUCUCCUCAUCAUGGCUUUCUUCCGUCCCACUAGCUUCUCGGGUUUGCAGACUUUGUGGAAAUACCCCAUGUUUUGGCCUGUUCCAAGGCGCCAACAGCUGUUUGCUGUCAUCUUCCAUCUCCCGAACAGGAAACAUGUUAAAUGUUUCCCUUUUACUACCACUUCUCAAUCCGCAAUACCAGUGGAUCCCAAAGCAACUCAUAUGCUAACUACUAAGACCAGAUCUAAAGGUAGAGAUGGAGAGGAAAAGGAGGGCAGGGCCAGAGAAGACACCUCUUCUCCUCAUCCUUUUUCCCUGUUCUCUGCUGGAGCUGCCAAGAGGAGAUCAAAGAACCAAGAGGAACUGCUCAUGAUAUCUAAAAAGAAUGGUAUCCGGCCCCCAGAAAAACCUUUGAGUGUGGCGGAAUGGGAAGAGCUGAGGGGAGAAUUUAAGAGAAUUAGCAAGUUUGAAGAAGUAAUGCUAGAGCAAAUGAUCAAAUGCAACAGCUCCAUAGAUGUGGCCAAGUCCUUGCUGUCUAUGGUGGCAAUGAGAAAAGGUGACAUCAGUUAUAAUUUAUUGGUCAAGUACCUGGCUCUGUGUGUCCGGCAGGAACAGAUGGCCGAAGUUUAUGAUGUCUAUGAUAUAAUGAAAGUCAGAUUUAAGACUUUAGAAACUGGGGCUUACAGCCUUCUAAUCAAGGGGCUGAGUGGUUCCAAUCGAUGGAGAGAGGCCUUGUCGCUACUGGAAGAGAUAAAAAAAGUCAUGAUCCCAUCAAAAGGGAACUAUGGAGAUUGUAUCAAAGGGGCCCUCAAUAACCAAGAAAUAAACUUGGCAUGUGAACUGUAUCAUGAAAUGCUGGCUAAGGGUUUGAUACCAAACUUGGAUACGCUGCAGGUCCUUUUUGAUACUGGCAAAUGUGUGAAGGACGAUCAGUUAAAAAGUGAACUCUUAGGAAUCCUCUUGUAUCUGAGAGAAAAUCAACUAUAUCCUGGAGAAGCUCUUAUGCAGAGCAUAAAGCUAUGGUUUGAAAGCAUUCCAGGAGAGAAAUGGCAAGGACACUUAACUACCAUUAAAAAUAGUGGAAAAUGUCCAGUUUGUAACCAAAACCUGGAAGCUAUUCAUCUGAGCCAAGAAGAGUACAAUGCACUCAAGGAAAAAAUAAUAAAAGAUGUGAUCCAGGGAACUGAUACAUUCAGGAAGACAACUCCUCAGGAACUUAAAGAAUUUCAAAACUUUGUGGAAAAUCAUCCUCCGUAUGAUAUUGUGAUAGAUGGACUCAAUGUUGCUAAUGUUUCUAACAAAAGGAGCCAAUCUCAAACUGUAAGUGCGGGUUAAUUAUUCAUAAGGAGU